AUGAGGGUGAUCGAGCUGAACCGACUCGGUCGUCUUCUGACCUUCGACCCUCAGACAGGAAGUGUGCGCGUCCUGCUCGACUCGCUCUACAUGCCCAACGGCGUCGCCCUGUCACCUGACGAGCACUUCCUGCUGCUCGCCGAGACCAGCAUCGGACGCAUCCUGAGGUUCUGGCUGAAGGGCCCGGCGACCGGCGCCACGGAGAUCCUCAUGGACAACAUGAUCGGUUACCCGGACAACAUCCGCCUCAGCGACCACGGCACGUUCCUGGUCGGCAUGACGACGCCGCGGCUCCGGAAGCUGGUGCCUCCGUUCCUCGACGCCAUCGCUCCGUACCCGGGCCUGAAGCGCCUGCUGGCCAAGGUGGUCCCUCUGAGCUGGUACGGCCUCCUGCUGCCCCGCUACGCUCUGGUCCUGGAGCUGGGACCGGACGGCGAGCUGGUGGGAUCUCUUCACGACCCUGAAGGUCGUCUGACGUGGGCGAUCAGCGACGUGUUCCAGCACCGGGGGAGGACGUACCUGGGCAGCACCGACCUGCCCUUCCUCCCCGUCCUGGAGGGCGGGUGACAGCUGAGGACGGAGAUGAAGACCUGCUCCUUCUUUUUUUAAUCUCUGGAUUGUUUUUAGUUUCUGUCGAGCAGCUACAGGAAAGUUCUUUUUGUCAUGGUUUCCUUCUUUCUAGACGUCCGUCUCAUCAACAACAUUUUCCAGGACAGAGAAGACGUCAGACACCGUGUGGAGGAAACUCUGUUUGUUUCCUCCAUCUUGUUCUUUUGGUCACUACACUGGACUUUGAGGUUUUUCCACCGGUCACAGUCCUCUGAAGAACCUGAGAACAAAUCUCAAACCUUUGUAUCACACACACGAUUCAAAAGGGAGGCGUGGCUUAACGUGUUCAUUCUGAAACUAGUUUGUAAAUUACAUUUUCUCUUGGUCUCGGAUUCGUGAAUCUUUUGGGGACAUUUUCCCCCCAAAUAACUUUUUUAUUUCUGUCUGGAAUGUGAAACUCUAAUUUUAAAUUUACCCUGUCAAUGUGAUUUUUUAACUUUUUGAAACCAUAAGAAUGUAAACUCUUAAGUACUGUAAUGAAAAGACUGAUAUUUUUUUUAAAUAAAUGUUUUAAAUUUA
This is a messenger RNA of Pleuronectes platessa (European plaice), 1128 nucleotides long. RefSeq lists its product as uncharacterized. Bases 1 to 567 code for a protein of 188 amino acids. The record is from RefSeq and is a predicted model, not a curated record. Gene Ontology annotation, molecular function: strictosidine synthase activity. The transcript has 4 exons. Gene Ontology annotation, biological process: biosynthetic process. NCBI's taxonomy places the organism in Eukaryota, Metazoa, Chordata, Actinopteri, Pleuronectiformes, Pleuronectidae.